GCCUGAUACAUGGGCAUUAGCUGUGCAGCAAACUAAGAGGAACUUUAUCUGAAAACUUGUCUAUUUAGACGAAGUCCAGCAUGCACUUUCUCUCCCAGCAUAUCCCAGCAGCUCGGUGGGGCGCACACCUGGCUUGUGUAUUCAUCAUGAUCACCUUCUCUGGACCAGCUUCACCCCUUCACGCCCCUCCAGUGGCCACAGGUCUCCGUUCUGCUUUCUCCGCCACACGAACCAACAGUGUAGUGGGAGGCAAGCAGAAGGCCGUGACCUUCAACAGGCUCAUGGUCAACAUCGGAGGGGAUUUCAGUCCAGACACCGGUCACUUCCGCUGCCGCAUCCCUGGGGCUUACUACUUCUCCUUCUCUGUGGGGAAAUUUCCAAAGAAAAUGCUCUCUGUGAUACUGGUGAAGAAUGGAGAGGAGGUGCAGGCUAUAGCGUACGAUGACUACAGAAAGAAAGGGAGGAAAGUUCAAAGCCAAAGCGUCAUGAUCAGUCUGAAGGAGAUGGACACAGUGUGGCUGCUUCUACAGCAGAGUCCUCAGUAUGCUCUGUACAGCAAUGCUGGCCCUUACAUCAGUUUCUCUGGCUACCUCGUCUAUCCUGACGUCUCCCCAACCGGCUUCAUCAGCAACCACCUGUCCCCAUCAGGGCUGUCCUACCCAAACUGCCCCCCUCAGGCUGACCCCUCGGCCAGAGGUCAGACGUCAGAGCAGCCACGGUCUGCCUUCUCUGUGGCACGGACCUCCACAUUCAUAGGUCAGAGUAUUAGGCAACAGGAGAAGCCACCUCUGACCUUUGAUGUGGAAUACGUUAACAUCGGGGGGCAUUUCAACAAAACCUCAGGCCUGUUCACCUGCCACUUCCCGGGAGCUUACUUCUUCGCCUUCACUGUGGGGAAACACCCUCGUAAGGCUGUGUCUGUGAAGCUGAUGACCGGGAAGGGUGAGGUGCAGGCGAUGGUGUUCGAUGAGGACACUUCAAAGAGAAGAGAAAUGCAAAGUCAGAGCUUGCUGCUGGCUCUCCGUCGCGGCGACAAAGUGUGGCUGUACAGUCAGCAGGAUGAGCGUUACGCUGUCUACAGCAACCAGGGGAGGUACACCACCUUUUCUGGUUUCCUGGUUUAUCAUGAAGCAGAAACAGUCAGCUCUGAAUCUAUUAACCCUUCAUAACCCCAUCUGUUGUUAUUGUAGAAAAUCUGUAGAUCAUUUCUAUGUUGAUGGAGCAGAAGAAUAAUUAAUCUGUGGUCAGUAUAGUGUAACUACUUAAUACAUUUUCUUUACAGUAACUCCAGGGAUAUUUGUUGCCGAAUGACUCCACAAGAUGGUGCUAUGAUACAGUUAUUGACACUAACAACAUGUAACGUGGUUAUUUUUGUCCUUUAAGUGCAAUUAGCUGUAAGACAUUACAAAAAAUGUGUCUAUAUAACAACUUGUAGAUUAAAUGGCAAAUUUGGGUUUUGUUAAAAGAUAAAUUUACUUUUAAAAUUCUUUGUACUUAGAUGUUACAAAAAGCUUUUUUUACAUGUAAAAAUGAUGACUGCAUGGCAUGGAAUACUAUGUAAAUGAUGUAUAGUUUAUUAAAACCUACUGACUGUAAAAAUAAAAUUUAGAAUACAUCAUGGUCAUGUAGUGAUGAUAGGCUUAUUGUGUAACUUUUAUACUGUAGAUGUAUCUGUAUCUGUUUGAUGUUUUACAUGCGUUUCAAUAGAAAAAUAAACAAAUUCAUACACUUAAAAAUAAAUAAAUAAAUAAAUUUAAAAGGUGUUGUGUCUCCUAAUGUUAACAUGAUGCAGCCUGUUGCAUUGAGUACAAACUCACUGUCAUUUAAAUGUAUGUUGUCUGCGCAAAUGUUGAUCCUCACUACAACUAUUACUACUACUACUGCUGCCACUAUUAAAUGCUCUGCUACAGUGUCUCUCCUACUAUACACAGUAGCACCUGUAUUAGCACCUAGCCUCCUGAUACAUUUGCCGCCCACCCUGGCAAAAAUGAUUGAGGCUGAGGCUGUGGUACUUGCGCACACGCUGGUGGUAUUGUGAAACUAGACAACCUAAGGUAUCCAUCAGUUCUAACCAUGUUGAUACAGCAUGUCAGGAAGGGGCAAAAUAAUGUUCCAAAUUUAGGCUAAAUUUUGGUGAAGGAACAACUGGCAUGUCCAUUUUCAAAGGGGUCUCUUGAGCUUUCACCUCAUCUGAAUGAAAAUGGGUUCUAUGGAUACUCAAGAGUCUCACCUAAACUUGUUUUCUCCCUUACAAUCAAUGCACUCCUUCAAAUUAAAGUUGUACAUUUGUCUUUUUAAGGAAAAGGACAACCAGCCCGUCUGAUGAACCAUGAAUUGCCUAACAUGUAUAGAUACGUUGAAAUAUUAACUAAACUGAUAUUAGUCCAUGCACAUCAGAUAAUUAGUGAUAUUAACUGUAAAAUAAGAAACCAAAAAAUAUAUAUGUGUGCGCUUCCUUCACUUUCCAUAUUGACAAAGUUUUCAACUAGCCUAUGUACCUCAAAAGCAUAAGCAAAUUCCUGAAAUUUACUCU
Molecule: messenger RNA, 2533 nt
Organism: Epinephelus fuscoguttatus (brown-marbled grouper)
Lineage: Eukaryota; Metazoa; Chordata; Actinopteri; Perciformes; Serranidae
Gene: c1qtnf13
Product: C1q and TNF related 13
Exons: 2
Coding region: 81-1169 (362 amino acids)
Molecular function (GO): protein binding
Source: RefSeq, a predicted model, not a curated record